Messenger RNA from Punica granatum (pomegranate), 2829 nucleotides. The record is from RefSeq and is a predicted model, not a curated record. Lineage: Eukaryota; Viridiplantae; Streptophyta; Magnoliopsida; Myrtales; Lythraceae.
CAACCAGCAGCUACUCCAAAACCCUUACGCUGCCAAAACCCUAGCUAGAGGAAGAAGAACCGCCAUGGGCAAAGUCAAGGGGAAGCACCGUUUGGACAAGUUCUACCGGCUAGCCAAGGAGCACGGCUACCGGUCCCGAGCCUCAUGGAAGCUUGUCCAGCUCGACUCCAAGUUCGGUUUGCUCCGGUCAUCUCACGCCGUCCUCGACCUCUGCGCCGCCCCGGGUGGUUGGAUGCAGGUGGCGGUGCAGCGCGUCCCUGUCGGCAGCCUCGUCAUCGGCAUCGACUUGGUCCCCAUCGCCCCGAUCCGAGGCGCCAUUUCGAUCGAGCAGGACAUCACGAAGCCCGAGUGCAGUAAGAGGGUCAAGAAUCUGAUGGGGGAGCGCGGGGUCCGGGCCUUCGAUCUGGUGCUCCACGACGGGUCCCCGAACGUGGGAGGGGCAUGGGCUCAGGAGGCAAUGAGCCAGAAUGCUCUGGUUAUCGAUGCCGUGAAGUUGGCCACACAGUUUUUGGCUCCAAAGGGCAAUUUCGUGACUAAAGUUUUCAGGUCCCAGGACUAUAAUUCUGUUCUCUACUGUCUCAAGCAGCUGUUUGAAAAAGUAGAGGUGGAUAAACCGGCAGCUAGUCGUUCAACAUCUGCUGAGAUAUUUGUUUUGGGCCUGAAGUACAAAGCUCCGGCAAAAAUUGAUCCAAGGCUUCUUGAUGUGAAGCAUCUAUUUCAAGGUUCUAUUGAGCCUCCUAAGAAGGUGGUUGAUGUUCUUAGAGGAACAAAGCAAAAGAGACACCGCGAUGGAUAUGAAGAUGGAGACACUACUUUGAGGAAAGUUUCUUCAGCUGCAGACUUUAUAUGGUCUGACUCUCCUCUUGAGAUACUUGGUACAGUAAAUUUCAUAUCAUUUGAUGCUCCAGCUUCCGUGCCAAUCAAGGAGCAUGCAUUAACAACUGAGGAGGUGAAACAUCUAUGCGACGAUUUGCGUGUUCUUGGGAAGCAAGAUUUUAAGCAUCUAUUGAAGUGGAGAAUGAAUCUUAGGAAGGCACUCUCUCCCUCCCAAAAAGCUUCUGCUAGUCCCGCAAACAUUGAUAAUCAGGAUGAAAAUAAGGAAGAUGAAGAUGAUAAGAUACUAAAUGAGAUGGAGGAAUUGACAUAUGCUAUGGAGCGCAAGAAAAAACAUGCAAAGAAACUUAUUUCAAAGAGGCGAGCCAAGGACAAGGCAAGGAAGGCUACAGGAAUGCAAAUAGAUGCAUUGGAAGAUGGAUACAUUGAUCAUGAGUUGUUUUCUCUUUCCUCCAUCAAGGGGAAAAAGGAUUUGGUUGCUGUUGAUUCAACCUCACCUGAAGAAGAGAACCGAAACUUGAAGGAUAGUGACGAUGAAGAUAUUCAUAAGGAAUCUCGGGGACAAUCUUCCAGUGAUUUAGAUUCAGAUGAAGAGCGCAGGAGAUAUGAUGAGCAAAUGGAAGAAUUUCUCGAUCAGGCGUAUGAACGUUUUUUGGCCAGAAAAGAGGGCAGUUCCAAACAGCGGAAGCGUGCAAGGCAAGCAUAUGCUGACAAGGAAAAACUUUUAGAGGGAGGUGAUGAUCAUGAGGGUAUUUGUUCUGAAAAUGAGUCGGACAAAGAGGGGACUGAUAACGAGUCUAAUCCCCUCAUGGUAUCACUUGACGAUGGAGAAAAGCCUUCUCAAGAGGAGAUCACAAACAAGUGGUUCAGUCAAGAUAUCUUUGUCGAAGCAGCGGAAGGAGGGGAUUUUGAGGUGUCUUAUCAUAGCGAUGAAAAUGAGAUGCAAGUAGACCGACCUGUGGACAAAAAGCUAUCUUUGCCUGAUAAGAUGGUCAAAGAUAAGAAGACAAGUCAAGCUUCCAAGGAAAAAGAUGAUUUUGAGAUAGUACCUGCUCCUUCUACAGACACAAGUGACAGCUCAUCAUCCGAUGAAUCUGAUGAUGAAGAUGUUGAAACCAAGGCCGAGAUCUUGGCCUGUGCAAAGAAGAUGCUGAGGAAGAAGCAAAGAGAGCAAAUUCUUGAUGAUGCCUACAACAAGUACAUGUUCGAUGACGAGGGUUUGCCCCAGUGGUUCUUGGACGAGGAGAGGAGGCACCGCCAGCCCAUUAAGCCCGUGACUAAGGAGGAGGUUGCGGCAAUGAGGGCCCAGUUCAAGGAGAUCAAUGCCCGACCAGCUAAGAAGGUGGCUGAGGCGAAAGCCCGGAAGAAGCAGGCUGCCAUGAGGAAACUCGAGAAGGUAAGGAAGAAGGCCAACUCCAUAUCAGGCCAGGAAGAUAUUUCCGACCGGUCGAAGAGGAAGAUGAUCGACCAACUUUACAAGAAGGCUGUGCCCAAGAAGCCUCAGAAGGAAUACGUGGUAGCUAAGAAGGGAGUUCAGGUCAGAGCUGGUAAGGGGAAAGUCCUUGUUGAUCGGAGGAUGAAGAAGGAUGCCAGGAAAAGCGGCAUGGGAAAGGCUGGGAAAGGCAGCUCAAAGAAGGGAAAAAAUGUUAAGGCUAAAGGAGGUAAAGGGUCCGGGAAGGGACCUGCGAUGAAAGGGAAGAAGGGGGGAGGAAAGUCGAAGAAGAUGGGAGUCCGUGAUUGAGGCAAGGUAAACUCAGGCCAUGUAACAAAAUUUUGAUCGGUUAUCUCGUGUAUUCGUUAUACCCAUCAUGCCCUUGGAAUUCCUAAAACUACUUUGUUAAGAAGAUCUCUGAGGUUUUAAGUUAAUGAAAUGGAAGUAUGAGCUAGAUUUUGAUUGAUGUCAUUUGAGUUUUAAUUUGAAAGAUAGUUCUUCCCCAACUGAGACUAUUAUGAUCGAUUAGUAGUAGUGUUUGAAAUUCAGUGAGGUUCACCUGA